This is a messenger RNA of Metarhizium album ARSEF 1941, 1647 nucleotides long. RefSeq lists its product as uncharacterized. Gene Ontology annotation, biological process: positive regulation of transcription by RNA polymerase II. Gene Ontology annotation, cellular component: nucleus. The transcript is spliced from 4 exons. Gene Ontology annotation, molecular function: transcription cis-regulatory region binding; DNA-binding transcription factor activity. Bases 1 to 1647 code for a protein of 548 amino acids. The record is from RefSeq and is a predicted model, not a curated record. NCBI's taxonomy places the organism in Eukaryota, Fungi, Ascomycota, Sordariomycetes, Hypocreales, Clavicipitaceae.
AUGUUUUCUGCUCUCUACGACUCCAAGAGCCCCAGCAGCGGCCGCACUAACUCCAGAGAGUCGCGGGGGAAGCAUGUCUCAGUCAGGCAUUUCAGCUUCGGCAAGGAUUCCGGCCUUGCCUCGUCCCGUCAUCGGUGCGGCCAGCAUGGAGCAAGCCCUAUUCGUGCCGCGACCGACUCACCAACCUGCCAGAUGCACGCGUUGCAGACAUCAAGCCGUUCUGGGGAGUUGCAGAUUCGUUCCCCCAUCCAGGACGACUUUGCUGUCCAGGAGAGCUCCAGGACCACGUCACAGUGCCAUAGUUUUGAGCCAUGUCUCUCUAUCCCCCGUCUGCUCUUGCCGGAUCAGGAUUCUCUGGGAAUGGCGUCUGAUCUCUCUUCCAUCAGCAGUGAAAACCUUGGCAGUGUGAAUACGCCCGUCACCCCGGCCCUGUCGAGCCAGGCCGGGCUGUCUGGUAACAAUGGAACGUUGCGGAGCUUCCGACACGCAGAGCUCUUGCGGUUCUACAGGGAACACUGGGCUUCAGGGUUAGAUUCACAAGAUGACGGCCGUCAUUUCACGAUACAUGUGCCACAACUGGCCUUGAACACUCCGAUUCUUCUCAACGCCAUCUUUGCUGUUACCUCUCUCCAUCAGAGCAGGCUCUUGGGGUCUUCGCCAUCGGUUGCUGAACAAUACCACGGGAAAUGCGUCAAGCUCCUCCUCCACAUGCUCGAGCAUGAACAUGCGCCAAUGGACGAUGUCCUGCUCGCCACGACUGUGAUUCUCCGAGUGUAUGAGCAAAUGAACGGCUCCUUUGGGGAUAACGAAUGCCAUCUACUUGGUGCGUCCGCGAUAGCAGCCACCCAAUCAUCUGCCAGCGGGUCUCUUUGGAAAGCCGCAUUCUGGAUCUAUCUUCGGCAGGACAUAUACAUGGCAAUUCUAGACCACCGGCCGGUCAGGAUCGACCUCUCCAGAUGCUGGCUCUGGAGGGAACCCCAGCCGAGAAACGAUGCCCAGUGGAGCCAGCUGAUCAUGCUCAUCGUCGCCGAGAUUACCAGAUUCUGCUUCUCCCAGCCGACAGCGAGACGCGCCGAGAAAUGGCAGGAGCUUCGGGAACAGGUCGACGAAUGGCGCCGCCUUCGGCCCCAAUCGUUUCAUCCGUACUAUUUUGCCGAGCGAAAUGUGGAAAUGGGUCGAUAUUUCCCGGAGAUCUGGCUCUCCGAGCAAUGGCAUGUCACGGCAAACAUAUACUACGAGAUUGGCCAGUCGCUGCUUCUAAUAUAUGACCCAGAGCCGGUAAUCGGGAUCGCCGCGCGUCGGCAUCACAACAUUGUUCAGGUAGCGACGCCCCCAAAACACGCACAACGCCGGCCGUCUGCUUACAUUGCCUCUUCACAGGCCCGUAUGGUGGACCGCGCGCGCAGAAUCUGCGGCAUAUGCCUUUCGAAUCCCACCCCAGAGACGCGGCGGACAUGCUGCUACGCUAUUCACCUGUGUUGCCCGUACAUAUCCAACCAAAAAGAGCAAAGGCUCGUCGUCCAAAUUCUAAAAGAUACCGAGGCCAAAUUGGCCUGGCCAACCGAGUCCAUUGUACAAGCCUUGAAGGAAGAAUGGGAACCAAUCUCCCAACUUGAAGAUAAAAACAGGGGCUUUAUUGAUACCUGA